CCGGGCAGGCAGGCAGUCGAGUCUGAGACGCGGAGCGGCACGGGUCGGUGCUGGGCGCGGCGCGGAGUGCGUACUGGCGUCGCGAGGUGGCACGCCGCGUGCAAGGACUUAUCGCUGUUGUGCCCCGCGAGUGUCUCCGACAGUGUCUCUGUGUGUGUGUGUCUGUGUGUGUUCCUCGUCGCUGACACCAGCGUCGCUCGCCGAAGACGACACUCCCUCUGCCCUGCUGGGCUGAUAUAUGAUGCUGGACGUUGACCCAAGAUUGGCGACGCCUCUGAGAGCGUGAGCGCGCGCGCCGUGGAUGUGCGCGCCGUGCUGCGGCCUGUGCCCCGGCCUGUGCCCCGGGCCGCACCUCGCCGACGUCAUGCCGACGCAGGGCUGGUUCUCGUCGCUGCGCCGGCCGCGGAGGAAGUCCAAGCAGCACGGCGGGCCCGGCCCCGGGCCGCCGGGCGGCGCCGGGCUGGGCUUCGACUACCGCCGGGCGCGAUCCGCCUGGGACCUGUCUUCUAGUCGCAUGCAACUCAAAGAUGAGCUCGGUGAAGUCGUGGGGGAGAUGGAGAACAUGGACUCCGCAGACGAGAGCAAGAACAACACGCGGGCCAAGCAGAUGUCCAUUGGCCGCAAGAAGUUCAACAUGGACCCGAAGAAAGGCAUCGAGUUCCUCAUCGAGCAUGGUCUCCUCAGCAACACGUGCGAGGAUGUGGCCGCUUUCCUGUACAAGGGCGAGGGACUCAACAAGACGGCCAUCGGCGACUACCUGGGCGAGCGCAAUGACUUCAAUGAACGUGUGCUAAGGGCCUUCGUCGACCUGCACGACUUCACGGACCUGAUCCUGGUCCAGGCCCUCAGACAAUUUUUGUGGAGUUUUCGACUUCCCGGAGAGGCACAAAAGAUUGAUAGAAUGAUGGAAUGUUUCGCUCAAAGAUAUUGCCAACUUAAUCCAAAUAUCUUUACCAAUACAGAUACGUGCUAUGUAUUAUCGUUUGCAAUUAUUAUGUUGAAUACAAGUUUACACAAUCCAAGUGUUAAAGAAAAGCCUACUGUUGAACAAUUUAUAUCAAUGAACCGUGGCAUUAACAAUGGAGGAGAUCUUCCAAGGGAACUAUUAGUUAGUUUAUAUGACAGUAUAAAAACAGAGCCAUUCAAGAUUCCAGAAGAUGAUGGCAAUGAUCUCAUGCAUACCUUCUUCAAUCCGGACAAAGAGGGUUGGCUAUGGAAACAAGGGGGACGAUAUAAAAGCUGGAAGAGGAGGUGGUUCAUUUUAAAUGACAAUUGUCUGUAUUACUUUGAGUACACAACUGACAAAGAACCAAGGGGAAUCAUUCCGCUGGAAAACAUUAAAGUCAGAGAAGUUGCUGAUCGGAACAAGCCUCAUUGCUUUGAGCUUUAUGCUUCAGGGUCAGACUUCAUCAAAGCUUGUAAAACUGAUAGUGAAGGAAAAGUUGUAGAGGGUAAACACACAGUCUACAGAAUGUCAGCUGCCACUCCGGAAGAGAAAGAGGAAUGGAUAAAAUGUGUGAGACAAAGUAUUAGUCAUAACCCAUUUUAUGACAUGCUAUCAGCUCGUAAAAAGAAAGCUCAAAAGAACAAUGUUCACCACCAUCAUCAUGCAAGAACUUAGCUCUGUGAUCCUCUUAGCUAAUAAGUAUUUCAUAAUAGUGAUCCAUCUCUUUUGUUAGUGUCAACUUGGUGAUCUGUGCCAGAGGGUAUCCAUUUGUACUUUGACUUGGUUUGGUAUUUAAACUUUUCAUUUAUAAUGGGUACUGGUUAUUUCCCUUGUGUUGUGAUCUCAGAUUUAUGUUGUUGGUGUUUCCAGAUUUGUUUCUUUCCUAUCAUAUGACUUGUAAAAUCAUACCCUGUCAAAAAUAAUUAUAAAGUACUGUGCCUUUUCCGAUUGCACAAUAGUUUUUGUUCUGAAUAUUCCUGUCUUCUGAGAUGAAAGCAGAGUAAGUUUUGGUGUAGUUUGACACACACAACCGGUGUAAAGCCUCCCGUUACAAUUAUUUGUUAGAAUUAUUUUUUUUCAAGUAGGACUUUAUCAUUAAAACAAGACAAAUAGUAGGUUAAUAUAGGUAUACAUUAACCAAAUUAAUCCAUAUGUUGGAAAUAUCGUUUUUGUUGUUUAUCAAUCUUUUUUUUUUUUUUUUUGUACCUAUCUUUCCAUGAAUUUUAUUCUACUUUUAUGCAUCCAGGGGCCAUGUGUACUGCAUGUCUGGUUCUUUGUCUUUUUAGGUAGGGUUAUUUUCUUCCCGGUAAUUAUAAUCACUCAUUUGAUUCUGUGAUUCCUUUUUUCUAUUUCCAAGAAAAGGAAAAUUAAUCGUGCCUUGUUUGCUCUGUGGGUCAGUGUUUCUGAAGUGUUCUGCUUGACCAGUUCUAAUGUUUGGUUGAAGAGGACUUGUUGGGAACAUGUCUAAUUAUGUAAACGUAUAUACAUAUAUUGAUUACAAUUUUGUGGCUGUUGAUGUCCUCAUUAAUGAACUUGUUGGGUUUUCUAAUUAUUUUAUCUCUUUCAUGAUUUCAUACAUCUUUAUUGUACGUUUUACCAAUGGGCUCCCUCUGUUUGAUUAUUUUAUCAAGUGGUUUUUCUGAACACAUUGAAGAUUGCCCAUUGUUUAAAAUGCACGUUGUGGUGUAUUUUGGCUACCACUCUUUGUGUUACCAAACCUGUUACAACAAUUUUUAGUUAGUUGAGCAUCACCUUUUUCUUAAUGAUUGGAUGGAGUUGUGUAGUCUGACUGAUAUUCUAACAUUUUGGGGGACUUAGGUUAAUUUAAAGUUUAUUGGAAUUUAAUGUCAGGUACAUAUGGAUUGAUCCUUUUGUGGGUUCUAGAUCUGGAAAAGAUCCUUUUGUGGAUUCUAGGUCUGGAAAAGAGUUGCUGUAUUAAAAGAUUUUAUCUAUUGAACAAAGGGAGAUCGAAGCUGGAAUCAAUGUCUAUCUAGUUAAUAUUCAUAAUGUUUAUUUAUUUAUCACAUUUUUUGUGUGUAUGUGUGUAGUUCUGUUAAAUCCAAACUGUAAAUAUGUUGAUAGUUUUAAAAUUACUGUAUGUAUUCAUGUAUGUAUGUAAGUAUGUAUGUAUGUAUGCUUGUAUGUAUUCUUACACAAUAGUUGUAUUGUAAAUUUCCAACUGUAUAUUUUGUUGAUUGUUCAAUUGAUUUUGGAGCUUGUACAUAGACUUGUAAAUUAUUGAUUUGUUUUGUAUAUGUACAUAAGUUGUUGUUUUUGGCAGGGUACAUUAGAACCUGGAAGUGAGUAAUUUGGGGUGCAUUCCUGAGCUCUAUAGCAUACACGCUUAAGUGGGAAAAAAAACAAA
Messenger RNA from Frankliniella occidentalis (western flower thrips), 3311 nucleotides. RefSeq names its product cytohesin-1 (gene step). Lineage: Eukaryota; Metazoa; Arthropoda; Insecta; Thysanoptera; Thripidae. The record is from RefSeq and is a predicted model, not a curated record. Gene Ontology annotation, molecular function: guanyl-nucleotide exchange factor activity. Bases 302 to 1621 code for a protein of 439 amino acids. The transcript has 10 exons. Gene Ontology annotation, biological process: regulation of ARF protein signal transduction.